GCAUACUCUUGCUGACAGGUGUCCCUCAUUCCCAUCUCAAAAAGUUGGGAGGUGUGCAUGUUGGGUGUUGUAAUGAAAUGUCAUCUGCUGCCAAUCAGACGGUUUAUCAUCACAGCCCACAGACACUUCUUCCUGCGGCACAGCGACAUUACACAAUCAGAUUUUGAAAUACGAGAAUUAUUGGUAAGGGGAGGAGUCAGAGGAGAGGAAAACGCAGACUGACUUCCAGAUCUGUCAUUCCACACACAGCCCCGGAGAGCUGAGACACAGGAGCUGACAAUCUACACCCAGCCGAAGCGUACAGUGAAAAUAUUCGAAUUCCUGUCUUCAGAAAAACAUGUCUGCAGGAUAUCCUGCACUUAUCCAGUCCCAGCCACAAUGGGAGAACGGCUCCACUAUCUCAAAACCAACCGCUAUGGUGCCGCCAGGACUGGAGUGUCUUGUAGAGGUGGAAGAAGUGAUAUUAAAGGAUAAAGUUUUUCAGACCAAGAACGGGCAGGAUCUGUUCACUGUACGGCGGGAGUCGGAGUGCUGUGGACCUUCACUGAACCUGCGACUUCGUAAUCCAUACAAGAGGGACGUGGUUUCCCUGUACCUGAUCUCCGAUGGAGGCUGCUGCGGAGGGCAAACCUAUCUGAAAGUCAGUGUUCAGUCUGCUCACCACAUCGGGAUUGUCAGGAUCAUCAGCUCCUCCAGCAAUAUGAAUGUUUCCAUUGAGAGGGGGAAUGGAGAGCCGGUGUUCAGCGCCAAGCUGCCCGUAUCUGUGGGCUCCAACAAAGACAGUACUAUUGAGAUACUCGGCAUGUACGGCUCCCAGCCUGUGGCUGUCAUCACCAAAGAGAAGGAAGGGAAGUCUUCUCAGGUCAUCUUCCGCUUCCCGCUGAACAUGGAGGCCGCUCUGAAGGCCGUGAUCCUGGCAACUUUCCUCUAUGUGAGUUUCCGCAUACAGGAAAUGUCUUACAGCCACAGCUCUAGUGAUAGCGAUGAUGGCUGGGCCCAUGCUGGUGGGGUAGAGUUUGCUGAUAUGCACGACCAUCACCAUGACCAUCACCAUGAUUUCCACCAUGACAACGAUUCUGGACACUGGGACCACCAACCUUUUCAUGACGUGGACUCUGGAGGACACCAUCAUGGGGACUGUGGAGGCAGUGACUGGGGUGGUGGCGGUGGUGCUGAUGACUGUGGCGGUGGUGCUGAUGACUGUGGCGGUGGUGCUGAUGACUGUGGCGGUGGUGCUGAUGACUGUGGUGGUGGUGGUGAUGACUGUGGUGGUGGUGGUGAUGACUGUGGCGGUGGCGACUGUGGUGGUGGUGAUUGAUUUUUAUACUAAUGCUGCCAUUUUAUGAGAGUGUCUGUACCUAACAACACUGUAAAAACAAAACAAAAACAAAAAAGCAAGAAAUUGUAAGACAAUUCAGUUUAACAUUUAGGUAUGGUGAGCUAUGACUGAUGGAGCAGGCUGGAGAGUGUUUGUUAACAUUGUUCCAUUGCUUUAACGUAUAUAUGUUAAUAUUUUAUACUAUUUUUGUAUUUUUUUUUUUUUACAAGUUUUGCGGUUGUUUGUUUAUUUAAAGAGUACCUGUAUAAACCAACAGCAUGCGAAGGGCUGCUGGUUUAUAAUGGGCUUUCCUACCCUACCAAGUCGUGACCCUCCUUGUAGCUGUACUUGACAAUACACUGUGGGCCAGAUUCUUGUAGACUGGCGUAAAACAGCGGCGGCGUAACGUAUCUCA
Rana temporaria (common frog) is the source of this 1733-nucleotide messenger RNA. Its product is annotated as phospholipid scramblase 3-like. The transcript is spliced from 8 exons. Lineage: Eukaryota; Metazoa; Chordata; Amphibia; Anura; Ranidae. The record is from RefSeq and is a predicted model, not a curated record. The coding region runs from base 338 to 1318 and encodes 326 amino acids.